GCAGGAGAGGAAAAGCUACGCGAGGAGGGGGCGGGACCAAGAAAGCGCGCGUUCUGGCAGGGGGCGGAGCGUGCUUAAGGCGUGCCGCGUCACGUCCGGUAGAGUCAGAACGUGUGUGGAGGCAGCGCGGAGUGCUUCGUCUCUCAGCGGCUCUGAGAGCAGUGCGUUCAGCGAGGCUGUUACGGAGCCUCCGAAGAGAAGGCCCGAGAAGUGGACGGCUGCGAUUGAAGCACAUCGAGCGGUGACUGCAGCCCGGAGUCAUGAGCGACAGCGGCGAGCAGAACUACGGCGAGCGGGAAUCCCGUUCUGCUUCCAGAAGUGGAAGUGCUCAUGGAUCUGGGAAAUCCGCAAGGCAUACCCCUGCAAGGUCUCGCUCCAAGGAAGAUUCCAGGCGUUCCAGAUCAAAGUCCAGGUCCAGAUCUGAAUCUAGAUCUAGAUCCAGAAGAAGUUCUCGAAGGCAUUACACGAGGUCUCGGUCUCGGUCCCGCUCCCAUAGGCGAUCCCGUAGCAGGUCUUACAGUCGAGAUUAUCGCAGACGGCACAGCCACAGUCAUUCUCCCAUGUCUACUCGCAGGCGUCAUGUUGGGAAUCGGGCAAAUCCUGAUCCCAACUGUUGUCUUGGAGUAUUUGGGUUGAGCUUAUACACCACAGAAAGAGAUCUUAGAGAAGUUUUCUCUAAAUAUGGCCCCAUUGCUGAUGUGUCUAUUGUAUAUGACCAGCAGUCUAGGCGUUCAAGAGGAUUUGCUUUUGUAUAUUUUGAAAAUGUAGAUGAUGCCAAGGAAGCUAAAGAGCGUGCCAAUGGAAUGGAGCUUGAUGGCCGGAGGAUCAGAGUUGAUUUCUCCAUAACAAAAAGACCACACACCCCAACACCUGGAAUUUAUAUGGGGAGACCUACCUAUGGCAGCUCACGCCGUCGAGAUUACUAUGACAGAGGAUAUGACCGAGGCUAUGAUGAUCGGGACUACUACAGCAGAUCAUACAGAGGAGGCGGCGGAGGUGGAGGAGGAUGGAGAGCUGCUCAAGACAGGGAUCAGAUUUACAGAAGGCGCUCACCUUCUCCCUACUACAGUCGUGGAGGAUACAGAUCACGUUCCAGAUCUCGGUCGUACUCUCCUCGCCGCUAUUAAAGCAUGAAGUUGAAGAUUUUCUGAAACUUGCUCCAGAGUUGGGAUAUUGUUUGUGGACAAUAUUUUUUAUUGUCUCCUGUUUAAAAAGUGAACAGUGCCUAGUGAAGUUAGGUGACUUUUACACCUUUUAUGAUGACUACUUUUGGUGGAGUUGAAAUGCUGUUUUCAUUCUGCAUUUGUGUAGUUCGGUGCUUUGUUCAAAGUUAAGUGUUUUCAGAAAAGUAUGUUUUGCAUGUAUUUUUUUACAGUCUAAAUUUUGACUGCCGAGAAGUUUCUAUUGUACAAAACUUCAUUUAAAAGGUUUUUCUACUGAAUCCAGGGUAUUCUGAAGAUCAAAGCCUGUGUGUAAAAUGCUACCAAAUGGCAACAAAGUAACAAUAAAGUUUGAUUUGUACUUUCCUUUCUAACAUAUCGAUGCUUAGCAGAACUGUUCAGGUUAAGUUGUCAGUAGUAAAUUUAAAGACAGAAAUACCCGUUUUCCUCCAGUUCAUUAAAAGUACCAUAAUUAAUAGACUUGCAAUUAAGUGUUAAAAUUAUGCUCUGUAACUCUGUACUGCUAGUAUUAGAACUAAAGAUAUUUCAAUACAGCAAACGCUUAUUGCUUAUCUAAAUGUGGAUUUGUCCGCCUUUAUGUAAUCUGUAUUAUAUAUAGCAGGAAAUAAGAAAAGAGUUACACAGUGUAUGCCUAAAAAAGGCGAUUUCUUCAAGCUCUUUUACAAGGGGAUAAUGGUAUUUCAACUAGUUAUUAGCGAGUGACAAUACAUUCCACCAUAGAUGUACUCUUGUUCUUCUGGCUUUUAGGCUAUGUGAGAAAUACCAGGAGCUUCACAGUACAGGAUAAGAGAAGGGAACACCACACCUGGGUCAUGGAUGAACUGAAGACUUUGCCUGUUCAUUUUUUAAAUUGAAGCCUUCUUUUCAGGUCCUUUGCUUACCAAAGGAAGGCCCAGUUUCACUCACAUGUUUUGAGAACUGUGUUUAAAUAAACUCAGAUGCAAAUAGAAAACUCGCUGGUGCAGCUCUUCAGUUUACAGAGAAUUCUUUGGUCUGGGUUUCUGGUUUGUUCUUUAAACCUGGUUACGCUGUAUUUAAAAUCAUCCUGCGAACAUCCUGUUGGAGCUUAGUUCCCAGUGCAGUGUUCCUUGGGCUGAAGAACAUCUAUAUCUGUUAAUAAAUAGACAAGUGGAAUAUUCCCAGAAAAUACAUUGAGUGGGUAACUAGAUAUUAAAGUGACCAUCUCCGUUUGGUGAUGAGUUACAGUAAAUAAUUUCAGCCUUCACACAAACCCUGAGGACAUCAAAAAUGCAUACUCACAGUGUCUUUUAACUUAGGUUAUUUUUGUGACCAGUUCUCAGGCAUUUGCUGUAGACUAAUUGAGUUUUCUUAGUUUGCUAAUCUUCAUAGCACUUAGGUUUUAUUCAGUAUAUUUCAGAUAAUUUGUAAGUACUUCACAUAUCUUAAGUCAUUUAAUCUUUAAAAAGUCUAUGAUGUCACUUUAGGUCAAGCAGCUAUUAAGGCAGUAAUGCCAGGAUCUGAAGCCGGGUGGUCUGACUCCAGAAUCUGUACUCAGCCAUGCAGUAUUGCCUCUAGUUUGGGUUAACAAGAUCAUAGGUGAAUGUUGGUAAUGGAACAUAGAAACUAUUUGCUGAUCUUCAUUUGUAAAACCUAUGGGUAAUGCAUGUCUGUCUCAGUCUUUUGAUAAUUUAAAUAUAUCUUGAAUUUAGUUAUCCAAUAAGUAUCUGGAACUAAUACUCUCUGCCUGAUGGAUUAUAUCCUAUCCAUUCUCAAUUUUGGAAUAAGAAGUGACAACUCAAGAUCUUUGUACAAAAUCGUGUUUUAGAAUGUAGCCAGAGGAGUUGGGUUUAUAGAGGGGUAGAUUAAAGGCUGAGAAUCCUAGUUUUGUGGUGAUAGUGUAUGUCGGGGAGCGUGGUGCUGCCUGUCUAGCUCUCUUGCUGGGGGAAAGGGCGAGGCCAGCGCAAGCAAGGCAGUGGGGUAGGAGUAGUAGAAAGUAAGUGGGGGGGAAACAAGAGUCCACACUUAAUUAGCCCAAGGUUUAGCACAUCUUCAGAAAAAAAUCACACCUAAUUGACACAUACCAGAAGAAGAAGGCUGAUCCAGCUAAGUGUUGGAUCUCAUUUAGGCUGCCAGUGUGUUUUUAGAUAGGAGUUUUGCCCUAUGUCUUCCUCUUUUGUUCUUGGUUCUGUCCACAUAUUUAUAAAUCUAAAUAGGACAGUCUGUGGAGCAAAUAAUAGUGACUGCCUCUUGCGCUGUAUUCCCAGAUAGUGUGUUUAAGUGCUUUGUAAAUGUUAUUUAAUUCCCACAACACCUGUGGUAUAACAAUCCUUUUGUAGCUAGGCUAGAAAGGCUUUAUUUGCCCAAGAUCAUAUAACCAGUAAAUACUCAGAUUUUGUCAAACUGCAAAGCUGGUGCUCUUAACCAGUGGAUACGCUCAUUUUAUUACUCUUGAAACGUCUCCCCUUCACCCCACUCUUUGAUUUUUUUAAAGUUCUCGUGAUGAUUUUGAUAGAGAUUUCUCGUAAUGGUGUUUAUGUGUGCAUGAAAGUGUAUGUAAACUAGACCUAAGGAGUUUAGUAUUGAGUGAAUGUAAGUGAAAUUCACAUCCACAUCUGAGUUUACUUAACUUUUUUUUUUUACAAUUCUUUUUGAGAAUAUACACAGCAGAACAUAAACCAGUUCCCAGCAUUUUCUGAAGAUGGCCUAUCAGACACUUUUCUAGCUGUUGGGGAUACAAAGGUAAAGUGUUUUCUAGGUAUUCCCGGUCUUAAGUGGUGUUUUCAUUCCAGUCUAGUUGUCAUUUCCAGAGUGAAUGGUAGGAUUCUUACAGUAAGAAAAGAUUGCGGUUAAUUUUUGUCAAGCGUAAUAGGCUAUAUCAAGGAUUAAAGGCAGUGACCUGUGCCUUUUCACCCGGCGUGCAUGGGAGUAUGCGGUGAAUGUGUACUUCACUGUAGACAAAACAGUGAGACAUGACAAAGUGGGCUGAGGUGAUUUAAAUACUUGGUUGCUACAAACUAGUAGUGAUCUUUUCUCCAUUAAUACCACAAUUUGUCUGAUAGAGAGACCCUCAGUGAGAUGGCUUGACAUAGCGGCUGGUGCAGGACCGGGCACCGUUUUCACUGUGUUAUACAGAAGGUAACUGUAUAACAUGAGACACCUCAUGUUCUGGGGUAAGGAGGUAUAUAUAGUCUGCUGUGGGCUGUGAUGGUGGCCGCUUGGUACCCACGGAAGAUGCCUAACGGGCGAGUGGUGGCUGAGUAACUGCUGCCACAGGCAGACCAGUUUAAAAUGGACAAACAAUGUCACAACUGUGGGAUAGAGUGGCAUUGGAUAAUACAGUGCAAGGGAAAAGAUCAUCUUAAAUCUUGGAAUUUUGCUUAAUAGGAUCAACAAUUGGGAGUAAGGUAAUUUAUAUUCAAAGUUUGUAAAUGUUAACGAGAAUGGAACAUAGUUUUGGUUUAGGCUGGAAUUACUUACACCGGUGCAGAGAAGCAGUUUUGCCUCGGACACUGGUGGUUUAUUUCUUGUGAUUUGAGUGGUUGGCUGUUUGAAACCUGGACCUAGGCUAAGUGAAGUGAAAAGGCCAGAAUGUUCUUGGGAUAAUGUAGCGGAAAGGAUUCAAGGUGACAAGAAGGCCGGACUGGUUCAGCAUCCCACUCUGCCCUGGAGGAUGUUUUCUAACAAGUCCUCAGAACACUCACUCCCUUCUCCCCAUGAGGAGUCAAUUGAUGAAUUCAGAAAUAUUCUUGUUUCAGAGAGCUUUACUAGCCUGAUAGAAAGGGUGCUGAAAUUGAGAUGGGAUCCCAGGUUAGCAGCUCUAGAAGCUAAAGUAGUCUGGGUCAUAAUUAUAAACAGCAUGGUGGAUGUCUUAUAUCAUGAAAUUGACAGGAAUUUCAAGCCUUUGGUAUUUGGGUUCAGACUGAGAGCUUACGUGAUAGAAUAACCAGAACACCUCUGGGGCCCCAUGACACAAUGGAGAAUUCAGACACUGAACACCUUGACUGAAGGAGAAGCUAGAAGCCCAAAGUAAGGACCCUGUAAUCGCAUGCACAUGAUGGACCUUCCUAGCUUGGGGCAUUCUGCAGUCAUUUACCCAUUUAAGUAUUGGAGAAACAGACAUUGAAACUUAACCACUAAUAUUAGAUACUGACUUAAAGUAAUUCAUGGGCACCAGGGAUACCACUGUGAUCAAAAGUCAGAAUGGGGUUUAUGGGAACUAGAAGAUAAAUAGGAUUCUGACUCAAAUCUGCUUCAUAGUGGGUUCAGUAGAAUCUCAAUAAUCCUGACAUUGAGAUAUUACAAGGCUAAUGUUAAAAAAAAGGCCAAAUGGAAGUCAUUUAGUCUUCAUCCUAAUUAAUUCUUAACAUCUGUAGUGGAAAUGUACUUUGAGGGGAUACCAGAAUGAUAACUUUCCCAUUCACUUCCCCGGUUUGGCCAGUGCAUUAAGACUGAUAGGUUAAGUGGUGAUUCUCAAUAUGGAUGCUGAUUAAGAUCGUUUCUUGGAAUACAUUAAUGCGGCCUCUGACACUAGGAAUGUGCAUGUGAAUCUAAAGAUUGGUAUUUUUUACUAUUAUGAUAAACAGAUUAACAUGAGAAGGAAUAUGUGUUUGUCUAGAAAGAAUCGCAGUGCCCCUUUCCAUCUUGCCUCAAGGACAUCAAUUGUCUGGGUUCCCAGAGGUCAGUAAGCUACACGCUAUGGACCAGAUCUGGCCUGCUUACUGUUUUUGUGAAUAGAGUAUUGGAGUACAGCCAUGCCCAUUCAUUAUGUAUUGUCUGUGAUGGCUUUUGUCCUGUAAUAGCAGGGUUGAGUUGUGACAGACCAUAAACCAAAAAUACUUGGUAUCUGACCUUUACAGAAAAAGUUGGCCAAUUCCCGAUGUGGUCCACAGAUCUGAAUCACCUCACUGCCCUACCUGUUCCUAGUUUAUAGGUAGCUCUCUACCCAGUAUGCCAGCCUCAGCCGGAGUCAGACUGCUAGAGUGCUAGAGAACCACUCAAGUGACUGAUGGAUAGCAGAGAAGGGAAAUCUUUCCAGGGAAGACUAAGCAGAUGCCUCAUUCUCUUGGUCGGAGAGAACCUGAGUUCCUGGGUGUAUUCCUGGGUAAUGACUAAUGGUAUGACUGCCUAGAAGCUUCUUAGUAGCAAGAUAAAAGGCUUAGUGACAAGACAGUUUAGGGAAGGACUGUGGGCCUAGACUAGAAGUAUGUUCAUGAAAGGCCUCUGGUGCAGAGGAGGCUCUUAAUCAGCUAGAAAAGAUCACAGUUUCCUGCCACAAUGGACUCAGUGGCUAAACUGGUUAUCAUCACUGGUGGCCUGUUAGCUGCCAUUGAGUCGCCUCUGACUCACAGCAACCUUACAUGUAACAGUGAAAUGUUGCCUGUUCCUGGGCCAUCUUCAUGAUGUUUGAUAUGUUUAUGCCCGUUCUGUCAAUCCUAACUUGUCAGUAAAGAUAACCAACCCUGAGCUCCAAUGCAAGAUAUACUUGGAGGGGAAUAACUGUGCACUAGGUAAUUACAUUGAGCUCCUUCUGUUGUGAAUUGAAUUGCUUUGGACCCCUUGUUGAAAAUGAUUUUAUCAUAGAAGCUUGGGUUUAUUUCUGGAUUUUCUAUCACAUUCCAUUGGUGGAUUUGUCUUUUGCCCAUACCACAUUGUUGCAAGUCCUCUUUAUAGUUAGUUUAUGAGUUAUAAUAGUAUCAGAUUGCAUUCAAGAAAAUAGUUAACAAGGUCUUGCAAUUAAAUACUAAAGCUCAAAUGCUUUACACAAUUGCAGAAUCGCUCAUUUUAUGAACCCUCAUGGAAAUUAGCCACUCAGUGUUUGGGCCAGUGAAACAAAGGGAAUAGGAAACAGUCUGCUGUAGCUGAAAUGGUGACAUAGAUGCUCUGAACCCACAGGUAACAGACAAUGUAAGUACAGAAGAUUAUUAAAUUCAAAUUUUUUUCUUUUGCAGACUGAUGAAUCUGGGCUCAUCUAAUACCGUUAGAAUCCCUGAAAAAAAAAAAAAAUGGCUGGGAAGAAACUU
Molecule: messenger RNA, 7162 nt
Organism: Trichechus manatus latirostris (Florida manatee)
Lineage: Eukaryota; Metazoa; Chordata; Mammalia; Sirenia; Trichechidae
Gene: TRA2B
Product: transformer 2 beta homolog
Exons: 9
Coding region: 261-1127 (288 amino acids)
Biological process (GO): positive regulation of mRNA splicing, via spliceosome
Cellular component (GO): spliceosomal complex
Molecular function (GO): RNA binding
Source: RefSeq, a predicted model, not a curated record